CGCGUCACCAAACGCCCACUACACCCUCCAUCACCAUGGCCGACGUCGAGAUGAAGCCUGCCGACACUAAGCCCAAGGAAGAAGAGAAGAAAGAGGAUAAGGAAGACAAGAAGGAGGAGAAGAAAGAGGAGCCCAAGAAGGAGCCGGAAUCGCCUGUCACUGAAAUCAAGUCCAAUGCUGCUCUCAUCGAAAAGGCUGUAGCGACUCUGGAGCCACGCUUUACUCAUCGUGUCCUAAGGACCUUGGCUGCGCUAAGAAAGCGUCUGGAUGACUCUGUACUGAGGAAGGCCAUCGAGGAAGUGUAUCCCAAAGACUCGUCGGUGAAGACCACCUUACUUUCAUGGUUGCCACCUGCACCCACAUCAGACCAGGAAAUGGAAAUAGACUCAACGACAACCACGACGCCUACAAAACCACCGCCAGAACCUGUCCCAGAGGUCGAAAUAUACCUUCGUCUGCUCAUCAUCCACCACCUCCUCAAAUCUCCUGAUCAUUAUGCGAAAGCUAUCGAACUCGCGCAUCAAACAGUGGAGAAGAUGCAAGCACUUAACCGUAGAAGUAUGGAUCCCAUUGCAGCCAAGAUAUGGUUUGCCGUUGAACGUGCAUACGAAUUUGGUGGUGAAAUCGCGGAUGCUCGGCCAAUGUUCCUUGCUGCACAACGGACAGCCUCCCUACGACACGAUGACGAGGCCCAAGCCUCCCUCAUCAACCGUCUACUCCGUAGCUACGUCCAUUACAGCAUGUACGACCAAGCUGACAAGCUGGUCUCAAAAACGACGUUCCCCGAGUCCGCUGGAAAUCCCCAAUACGCUCGAUACCAUUACUUCAUCGGCAGAAUUAAAGCCGUCCAGCUCAACUACAGUGCAGCCCAUACCAACCUGCAACAGGCUAUCCGACGUGCACCGCCAGCGAAGGUAGCACCCGGUUUCUAUCAAGCAGUUCACAAGCUCUCGGUCGUCGUCGAGCUUCUGAUGGGCGAUAUACCAGACCGAAGUCUUUUCAGACAUCCCGUCCUAGAGAAGGCUCUAGGCGGCUACUUUGAGAUCGUCAAAGCUGUCCGUACUGGCUCGCUAUCGCAGUUCCAAACCACCCUUGCUAAACACGCUGCUCGAUUUGAGGCUGACAAGACUUACACUCUCAUCGUCCGGUUACGACAAAAUGUCAUUAAAACUGGCAUCCGUCGGCUUUCGCUCUCUUACUCACGUAUCUCUCUACGUGACAUUUGUGUCAAGCUUCAUCUCGACUCGGAGGAAGACGCGGAGUAUAUUGUUGGCAAGGCUAUCCGAGACGGGGUCAUCGAAGGCCGCAUAGUGCAUGAGAAGGGAUGGAUGGAGUGCGGAAGCCAGAGGAACGUAUAUGGGCCUGAAGUCAGCGAGAUGUUCCAGAGGCGAAUCGGGUACUGUCUGGAGUUGCACAACCAGAGCGUGAAGGCUAUGCGGUACCCUCUGAAUGCACAUAGGAAGGAGUUGGCUGCAGCUGAAGGUGCCCGUGAGCGACAGAAGGAACUCGCAAAAGAAAUCCAAGAAGGGGAUCUUGAUGAUGAAGACAUGGGCGAGGAUUUCUGAGCGCUGAUGUACAAGUAUAAUCCCGCCGUAAUAUAUUCAAUUCUCUUUUUGGCAUCGAGUGAGAUACUUGAAUUCAUUCUAAUGGAAUCGACAG
Molecule: messenger RNA, 1659 nt
Organism: Desarmillaria tabescens
Lineage: Eukaryota; Fungi; Basidiomycota; Agaricomycetes; Agaricales; Physalacriaceae
Product: PCI domain-containing protein
Exons: 5
Coding region: 36-1565 (509 amino acids)
Biological process (GO): ubiquitin-dependent protein catabolic process; regulation of protein catabolic process
Cellular component (GO): proteasome regulatory particle, lid subcomplex; proteasome complex
Molecular function (GO): protein binding; enzyme regulator activity
Source: RefSeq, a predicted model, not a curated record